Molecule: messenger RNA, 1490 nt
Organism: Cynoglossus semilaevis (tongue sole)
Lineage: Eukaryota; Metazoa; Chordata; Actinopteri; Pleuronectiformes; Cynoglossidae
Exons: 2
Coding region: 70-1443 (457 amino acids)
Source: RefSeq, a predicted model, not a curated record
UUUAGAUGGUUCGUCUUUCAAUUGUAGCCUCGAUAAUAAAAAUGAACACAUGAUAAACCAACAUUCGCCAUGAAUCAUAAGAAGACAUUCGACGUACAAAUACCACAGAUUACAGUCAGAACUUUCCAGCCUGUCAUUCAACCUUGUUUAGCAAGUUUAACAAAGGAGCAGUGGGUUCUCUUACAGACAGGAAAAGUUGAUUUUAGCACCAGGACCUUAUUUGCUGUGCUAGUUCAAGAUGUGAUAUCAGCGGUAUCGAGAAUUUUCUCAAAGUCUUUGAAACAAGAUGUGUUUGUGUGCGAGGAGCUCAUUGAGUUGGCGAUGGGUGACACUCUCUUCCACUGCUUUGCUAAUGUUCUUGGUGUUGAGAACAAAAUGCCAUGUCACUACUCCAAAAUGCUCACAAACUUGAUCGGUAAGCAGGUCGCAAACGUUCUUCGACAUUGUCCCAACAGUGAAAACCUUCAGUUGGCACCCAUCCUACCUUGCGCCACUGGUCCCUUUGACCUUUUCAAAAUGGUCGUCUCUGUCAACGAAGUAUUGCAAAGUUUAGUGGCCAAAAGAACAUUUUUGUGCAAUCCUCAACAAGGUGCAGCCACAGCUAACGGCACUGCAAGGCGCACAUGUGUCCAGAGGGUUAUUGGACAGGAAGUAUGCCAUCUCACCAAACCUCUCUUGAAAAACGUGCCUGACUCGGAGUACCAGCUAAUGCAGAGGGAAACUGUUGAGGAUACAAAAAAGGCCACAAAAGGCAUCGAUCCAUCCAAGACGGUACUAAUGGAUGUUCACAGAGUCAACAUUCAAAAGUGCUUCGUCAAAGGCCUGGCAAAAGCAUCCAUCCAUCGAACAUUGGUACAACUGAGAAAAGAAUACCCUACAGUCACUAAAGUGCAAAGCAGUGAAGAAAUUAAGUCGUUCUUGUCCAGACUUGACUCAUUAUUAGAGUACGGUGAAUCGUUAAAAUUCAGGAAAGAUCUCAGUAUUCUCAUCUACCACCACCUGACAUCUAGUCAUCCGGAAGAGGCAGCGUGCCUGCUACUGAAGCUCUUGUACAGCAACAUAUGGAACAGAUUGACCUAUUUCCAAACACUGAUCGCAUGGUGGGUAAAGACACAAGCUGACCUCCACUUUGUUGUAGUGAUGAGAAAUGUGGAGGAAGCGAAGGCAGACGACAAAGUGAAAGGACCCAUCAAGUUAAUAGUGGUCGGUGUUCUUCUGAUGCUUGUAAGAAACGUACCAAAACUGGAAUUUGAAAACAUCCGUCGUGAGUAUUACGAGCACCACGAGUCCAUCAUCUACCACCUGGUGGACACCGCGUGGCCUGAAAUCAAAGAGGCAGACGUCCCCACAAGUUUGUUGUUGAUCAUGAUGACAUUCAAGUCUCAGGCUUUCCCUGCGAUGGCAGCCCUUUCCAGCUGUUGGCCCCUGGAAUCAUCACAGUGAUAUCUACCUUGAAACGUCUGUAUUGUUGUAUGAAUAAUAACUUGUCU